Trypanosoma theileri is the source of this 855-nucleotide messenger RNA. Its product is annotated as mitochondrial carrier protein. Bases 1 to 855 code for a protein of 284 amino acids. NCBI's taxonomy places the organism in Eukaryota, Euglenozoa, Kinetoplastea, Trypanosomatida, Trypanosomatidae. The transcript has a single exon. Gene Ontology annotation, biological process: carnitine transmembrane transport; mitochondrial transport. Gene Ontology annotation, molecular function: O-acyl-L-carnitine transmembrane transporter activity. Gene Ontology annotation, cellular component: mitochondrial envelope. The record is from RefSeq and is a predicted model, not a curated record.
AUGGAUUUGGUGAACAGCUUUAUUGCUGGUUGGGUGGGAGGUGUUGGGAAUCUCCUCGUGGGUCAUCCCUUUGACACUGUGAAGACACUCAUGCAAGACGGAAAAGGCGAAUCCGGCGGAGCUAUAGCGUGUGCGACGCGAGUGGUUCGGCGUGAUGGGCCGCUGGCUUUAUAUAAAGGCGUAUUGGCUCCAAUGAGUGGCGUCGGUGUUGUCUUCGCAUUAUACUUUCUCGCCUACGACACUACAGAGAAAGUGUUGCGUAAUAUUCGUCAGACGGACCCCAAUACACCACUAACAAUGACGGAAGUUAUGAUUUGCGGUGGAAGUACAGGUAUUCUCGGCUCACUUGUUCUCGGACCGGCAGAAUUACUUAAAAUUCGUCAACAAACAGCACUGAACUCAGGACGUGAUAGUUCACUGCGAGGUGUUGUCUCGUAUAUUUACAGAAAUGAAGGGUUUCGGGGAUUCUUUCGUGGAACAGGAGCCACAAUGCUGCGGGAUGUACCAGGAAGUAUGGCAUGGUUUGGUGCUUAUGAAUAUACAAAGAUGAAGAUUUGCGCUAACCCUAAAGCCCCAACGGUUCCAGAGGCAUUAUUUGCAGGAGGAAUGGGUGGUCUGGGAAUGUGGUCUUUUGCUAUUCCACUGGAUGUUAUUAAAACACGGGUACAGGCAAGUCAUGAGGGACUUACUCCCGCUAGUGCAGUUCGGGCUGUGUUUAAGGAAAGUGGUUUAAAAGGAUUUUAUAGAGGUAUCGGCCCAGCACUCCUGCGUGCUUUCCCAGCUAACGCCGCUUGUUUUGCCGCAAAGGAGUAUACCUUGAGUACUCUAAACCGCUACACAGUUAAGUCUCCAUAA